Messenger RNA from Amphimedon queenslandica, 618 nucleotides. RefSeq names its product phosphatidylglycerol/phosphatidylinositol transfer protein-like. Gene Ontology annotation, molecular function: sterol binding. NCBI's taxonomy places the organism in Eukaryota, Metazoa, Porifera, Demospongiae, Haplosclerida, Niphatidae. Bases 25 to 528 code for a protein of 167 amino acids. The record is from RefSeq and is a predicted model, not a curated record. Gene Ontology annotation, biological process: sterol transport. The transcript has 5 exons.
GUAACUAUUGAGGUCAAAGAGAAGAUGGGUAGACUAGUAGAGUAUAUACUGUUACUUCUAUCAGUUGUACUAGUAGUGUCUACAUUAACUGAAUCUACUAACAAUUACUACAAUGAACCUACUGGUAAUAAAGGAGUCACAGAUUGUUCUGCUACUAAGAAAAUUUUUGAAUUCUUUAAUGCAUCAUUAACUUCAUAUACAUUGAAAAAAGGAGACAGCAUACAAUUGCAUGCAGAUCUACAGAUUAAGAGGACCAUACAAGGGGGUAUACUGCAUGUCACAAUGACACAAAAAUUCAAGAAUUACGUUAAUAUUACUUUCAUUGAUGAAAAAUUCAAUUUAUGCGACUUCUUUGUGGAUUUAAUGAAUAUACACUGUCCAAUACAACCAGGAAUGUAUCAUUUAUACUACCAUGCUCAAAUCCCCAACCUCUUUUGGCCAGGUAUGUAUUAUGCGAAAGCUACUGCACACAAUGAGAAAGGAGAGGAAAUGAUGUGUCUAAUGACAGAAAUAAACUACAUAGCUUAAGUAAAGAGUAAACUAUUUUUCAACUGCUUUCUUAGCAAGCACAGAAAUAAUGGACAUGUCAACACUUCAUUUUUAUUGUGUGUGCUUAGA